Molecule: messenger RNA, 390 nt
Organism: Mycena citricolor
Lineage: Eukaryota; Fungi; Basidiomycota; Agaricomycetes; Agaricales; Mycenaceae
Source: the annotation of a GenBank genome assembly
CUUGGGCAGCCCAUCGUCGAGCGCGAUGUUCCACAUCAGCGCCGAAUGCGCGUUGUGUGUGAUAGCUCCCAAGAAGAUGUUGUCCAUGUACCACUGGGCGCAUCCGCUCAAUGACGCACAGCACGGGCAGCGAGCAACGCCGAACACACCUUCACAUCGCUCCACUGCAGAUAUCUUCAGUAAGAUCCGAGCAAUCCGACGACACUGGGGCUCACCCAAUCACUCCCGAUGGUCCCCGCACAUUCUAUUCGACAAUCUGUCCGAACCCAAUCAGGUGUCCGCCGUCGACAUACGUCAGCACCACUCACCUCCUUGGCUGGACUAUAACACGGUGUCAGAGCAAUCAGCUUGAGCGGAUUUCCACCUACUAUGCAGCAUGGAAUGUGUCUU